Molecule: messenger RNA, 759 nt
Organism: Chondrus crispus (carragheen)
Lineage: Eukaryota; Rhodophyta; Florideophyceae; Gigartinales; Gigartinaceae
Exons: 1
Coding region: 1-759 (252 amino acids)
Source: RefSeq, a predicted model, not a curated record
AUGGGACAGCGAUCUCGCAGAACGACUGUACCUGCUGAUAUCAGACUUUCUAUCACACUUCGUAUCAUGGCUGGAGCAGAUGUAUGGGACCUGGUUGCUGUGUUUCAAGUUAAGCUUUCUACAAUAUACAGGGUGCUUGAGAGUGCUAUAAGCGCUUUGAACACAGUUCUGAAGCUUCCGGGAUUACCAAAAACACUGCAAGACUUGCAUCGCUUCGCGAUGCAAUUCAAGACGUCUCUAAAAUCGCCCAAUCCAUUGAAUGAGUGUGUUGGUGCUCUAGGUGGGUUGGCUAUCAAGAUAAAAAAGCCACGAGAGGAGGGAAACCCUGCCGUUUACUAUAGCCAGAAGGAUUUCUACGCGUUAUGCGUUAAGGCGAUGGUGGAUUCUAGCUAUAAUUUUUUAUCUUACUCAUUCCGAUGUGUCGGAUCCACGCACGACUCUCUUGCGCAUGCUGCUUCGUCUCUAGGAAAGUAUUUACAGAACAAAAAUUUGGAUGGCGAGUUUUGGAUUGCCGGUGAUGAGGCUUACAUGUGCACAGAAGAUCUCAUCACUCCAGUUCCCAGGUGUCAUGCAUCAUCAGAGGAAGAUGCAUUCAAUUUCUUCCACUCCUCAUUGCGGAUGCAUAUGGAACAAGCCUUUGGAAUGCUUACGGCGAAGUGGGGAAUAUUUCAGAAACCUUUAGGCUUUCCAGUGCGGAAGAGCUCGCGGAUUGUCGCCGUCGCAAUGAAACUACACAGUUUUUGUCUGUCGAAAGGAUAA